Molecule: messenger RNA, 1518 nt
Organism: Tremella mesenterica DSM 1558
Lineage: Eukaryota; Fungi; Basidiomycota; Tremellomycetes; Tremellales; Tremellaceae
Exons: 5
Coding region: 1-1518 (505 amino acids)
Biological process (GO): positive regulation of gene expression
Source: RefSeq, a predicted model, not a curated record
AUGGGCUCGGACCAACCUAAAGGUGGACACGACCCAACACCACUUCCACCUUCAACAGGACCAUCCUAUAACCUUCGUAUAACCUUUCAUCGAGCUUCCAACCUACCCAUAGCAGAUUUCGCUUCCCGUUCAUGUGAUCCAUACAUUUUAGCACAAAUCAAUACUUCCCUCCCUACACGUCAUCCUCGUGAUCCGAAAUUACGUUUUCGUUCACCUACAAUACAUCGUAAUGUUAAUCCCACAUUUGAUGCUCAAUGGUUGAUAUCCGGUGUUCCUUCAAGUGGUAUGACUCUCAAAGUAAGAUUAUACGAUGAAGAUGCGAAUGAUUAUGAUGAUCGUCUAGGUAAGUUGGAAAUUGAAACGGGAGAAAUUGAUGAGGAUUGGAAAGGUAUAAAAGAAAAAGAAUAUAAAGUACAUAAAACAGGAGCGGACGUUAGGGCUUAUACUUUAAGAAGUUGUGCAAGACUUUUAGAUAGGACGAAAGAAUUACAUGCUAGGUUAGUUUUAAGUGUUGAAGUAUUGGGAAAGACGAAAGAAGAUGGGAAUGUGGGAAAGGUUUAUACUGUUGGAUGUUUUUGGAGAACUCAUUAUUCUCCCAUCAUCGGGAGAUUGACAGGGACGAAAGGGAAGGAUGAACAUGGUGUGGAGAGAUUUGACUUCCAAGCAAACGAAAUCCAACUACGUGGUCCGGUCCCAAACGAGCUCUACCACAGAUACGUAGAAUUCAAAUCUUUCGUAAUGGGCAUGUUCGAAUCUACCGGUGUUAGAGGGAAAGUUUUGAACAGGGCUUUGCAUCAUCAACAUGCAAAGAUAUAUAAUUAUAAUUCUAGGACUAGGACGGGUGUUUUUGAAGAUGAUCAAGGGCCUGGUAGGGAGAUGACUUUGAAAUUCCUCGACAUGGCACAUUAUGACCAAGGCGGUAGGAUCUUUACCUAUGUUGUCACUCUCGAUGGAAUGUUUAGGUUUACGGAAACGGGAAAAGAAUUUGGUAUUGAUUUGUUGAGCAAACAUACCAUGCAUUCUGACGUUGAUAUCUACAUAGCUUGGAGUGGUGAAUUCCUUAUCCGACGAUUAUCAAAUCCCCACUCCUCUUCCACCGCUCCAGAUCAGCACACUCACCCAGCCGAACCGUUACCGAACGGACCACCUUCGGCUCCCCCACCUCAAGAUCCCGAAUCAUACGAGUUGAUCAUCGAUAACGAUUCUGGCACAUACCGACCUUUAGCUUCUCUCAUACCGAUCUUCCAAAAGUUCCUUCAAUCGAAUUUCCCUGGGUUACAUAUUCACGUGAUGUCAUGUACCGAUGAGAAAUUGACAAAGAUCAAAGAUGCUCAAAGAGCUACAAAAGGGAAAGAAGGUGACCGGAUGGUUUAUGGACAAGGUAGUGUCAGUGGGAGUAGUCUCAGUGUGGAUAGUUCUGAUGAAGAAGAGUUGGAAAGAAGGGCUAGGAAUGAAAAGGUUGGUGGAGGGUAUGGAGAAGGUGAAAGGGUUUGGAAAGAGCCAGAACGGGGAGGGUGA